This is a messenger RNA of Carassius gibelio (silver crucian carp), 2245 nucleotides long. RefSeq names its product lectin, mannose-binding 2-like a (gene lman2la). The record is from RefSeq and is a predicted model, not a curated record. The coding region runs from base 86 to 1096 and encodes 336 amino acids. Gene Ontology annotation, biological process: endoplasmic reticulum to Golgi vesicle-mediated transport; endoplasmic reticulum organization; Golgi organization. Gene Ontology annotation, cellular component: Golgi membrane; endoplasmic reticulum membrane; endoplasmic reticulum-Golgi intermediate compartment. NCBI's taxonomy places the organism in Eukaryota, Metazoa, Chordata, Actinopteri, Cypriniformes, Cyprinidae. The transcript has 9 exons. Gene Ontology annotation, molecular function: D-mannose binding.
CAGGUGGUACCAUUGACCGAUAGUGGGACUCGAUGGCCGCGAGUGUGAUUCCAGUGGACGCGUUUAAAAAGCUUUGAAUUAAAUCAUGAUUUCUGGAUCAUCGUUGAUUUUAUUUGCAGUGAUCAGUGUAAGUUUAUGUGAUGACGGUCAUGAAAUGGAAGAGUUUUUAAAGCGAGAGUAUUCACUGUCCAAGCCUUACCAGGGUAUCGGUGUGUCGGGUUCAUCUCACUGGGAGCAGAUGGGAGACGCUCUGGUCACCACCGAUCACGUGCGUCUCACUCCAGACCAGCAAAGCAAACAGGGAGCUAUUUGGAGCCGAAUACCGUGUCAUCUGAGGGACUGGGAACUACAGGUGCACUUUAAGAUUCACGGUCAGGGGAAGAAGAAUCUGAAUGGAGACGGUCUGGCCAUCUGGUACACCAAGGAGCGCAUGCAGAAAGGUCCGGUGUUUGGAAACAGGGAUUUCUUCACAGGACUUGGCGUGUUUGUGGACACCUACCCCAACGAGGAGAAACUCAUGGAGGCCCAGAGGAAGAGAUACACGCCCCGCACACAGAGGAUAUUCCCGUACGUGUUGGCCAUGGUGGGCAAUGGCACCAUAAGCUACGAUCACGAGCGGGAUGGGCGGCCCACAGAACUAGGCGGCUGUAACGCCAUGGUGCGCAACCUGAAGCACGACACCUUCCUGUUCAUCAGAUAUGUCCGGCGCAGACUCACGAUCAUGCUUGACAUCGACGGGCAGCACGAAUGGAGAGACUGUCUGGACGUUCCUGGCGUGCGUCUGCCGCAGGGCUUCUACUUUGGCAUUUCAGCUAUCACUGGAGAUCUGUCAGAUAACCAUGACCUGAUCUCAAUGAAGCUCUACCAGCUGACCAUCCUGCGCAGCAAACAGGAGGAUGUGGAGGAGCAGGAGGUGCUGAUACCCAGCGUGGACAACAUGGAGCUACUGAGACCGUACACAGAUGCAGAGGGCAUGAGCAGCAUCGCCAUCUUCUUCAGCGUGCUCUUCUCCAUGCUGGGUGUGUUUCUCCUGGUGGUUGUGGGACUCGUGCUGUACGGACACUGGAGCGAAAGCAGACGGAAACGCUUCUACUGACCCGUUCUCAUCUCAGCACUUCCUGUCUGAAUGUUUCUGUACUCUGUGAAUGAUGUGGUCCACUGAAGUUCUGACCGUUUGGACCUCUGAACACUCAACCCGUUGUCAGGUUCCAGCUUCAGAUGACAUGAUGAUGAGAGCAUCACAAGAUCUGAACUCUCCCUGCAUCCUGCGCUUCUGCUGCCUUCAUUCUCAUAACAGACCCAAUAUUUAUUCUUUAUUAUUUAUUUAUUGUACAGAGCAUGCACCAUCUUGUUGUUUUUUUUGGCAAAAUGAUUAUUUGUCUCUAUUCAAAUGGGAAAUCUAAUGAUCUUAUGGAAUUGAAAUGAAAAUGUUGUUGCUUUUAUGCCCUUUUAUCUGUAUGCCACUACUGUAAUGCUAAACACUGAGCAUUCAACACUUGAAAAUGUGUCACUCUGAGCUGAAUGUAAAUGCUAGUGCUGUGCUGCAGCGUUCAGCUCUAACUCUAAUCAAACAUGCCUUUAACAAGCUAUUCAGUAUUUUCAGGAUUAUUGAGUCAAUAGGCAGGUGACAUUUUUUCAGGAUUGGAGUUGAACACUGUAAUACAGCGACUUUCUAAGACUAAGAGUAACUUUCCUACUCCCAUCUAAAUGAACAAAUACAAUGAUGUCUAUCAUCAAGACUCAGAUCUGUAGAUGUUAUUGAAAAUCAGAUGGACAUCAGUCUUCACUCUGUAAUGAAAGACCAUUCUCCAGGUCAAGUGAAUCUGAAAGACUACUUUUAAGUAAAAAAAAAAAACUUUUGAAAAAUACUGAAAAUUCCUCCUGAUGUUACCAUAAUGAAUCAGCAUUGAAGUUGUGUGAUCAUUUAGUGUGUGAUAUGCAGUGAUAAUGUGUUAAAAUCUGCAACUGUACUCGAGUCAUCUACGUUUCACUUCUUUGUAAAAGAGCUAUUUUGCUGGAAAGUGUGCAGAUGAGUUUGCGCUGAUUAUGGAUGACCGGAGAGGACAGCACAAAAUCACGAGGAUUCAGGACUAGUACCUUCACCUUCUCCCCUUUCGGUAUGGCCUGAGUAGAAAUCCUUGUUGUUUGACAUCUGAAAUGACAGCAUCAAAGAAUUGAAUUUCCAUUAACACUUCAGUUGCUCCAUUAAAGAUGACAAAUAAACAUUAGACAUUUAAAAUCUUAA